Messenger RNA from Punica granatum (pomegranate), 1815 nucleotides. NCBI's taxonomy places the organism in Eukaryota, Viridiplantae, Streptophyta, Magnoliopsida, Myrtales, Lythraceae. The record is from RefSeq and is a predicted model, not a curated record.
AUGGCGGACGAGGCGAUUCACAACCACCCUAAUGCCGAACAGCAGGAGGUGGGCGCGAUUCAAGCACUGGAGCAGAGGAUCGAAAGGAUGGAGCGAACUCUCGAGCGGAGGUUUGAGCAAAGACUGGACCAGAGGUUCGAGGAGCUACGUACCAUGCUUGGUGCUCUAAACUUGCGUGCUGACCAGAAUGCGGUAGACGGCGGUCAGGCACAGCGAGUUUUUUCUCGUGAGCCACCCGUUGUUCAACGUGUUCCCCGUAGGAUCCAAUAUUAUGAAGAUUCAGAUGAGCAGAGUGGAGUUGCAUACGAUCGAUUUGUUCAUCCACAAAGGAAUCAAAGAAAUCGCCAAGAUGCUGGAGACUUUCGUUUGAAGGCCGAUAUUCCCGUUUUCAACGGAUGCUUAAACAUCGAGGAAUUCUUGGAUUGGCUUUCAGAAGUCGACCGGUUCGUCGAAUACGCGGAGCUUCCCGAGGAGAAGCGCGUGAAGCUGGUGGCAUACCGAUUGAAGGGAGGAGCAUCUGCUUGGUGGGAUCGUGUGCAAGAGAACCGAGGACGUGUAGGGAAGCAGCCCAUCCAAACAUGGGAACGCAUGAGGCGAAUGUUGAGGGCUAGAUUUCUUCCUCCAGAUUAUGAGCAAUAUUUGUUCAUGAAAUACCAGAGGUGUGUGCAAGGGUCGAGGUCCGUCCAUGAUUACACAGCGGAAUUCCUAAGGUUGGCGGAGCGUAAUGCACUAAAUGAGUCAGAGAGCCAACAAGUUGCCCGGUAUAUGGAAGGUUUAAAGCCAACUAUUCGGGACAAGAUUGGCGUGCAGAUGGUAGCAACGGUGGAUGAUGCUCGAAGCUUAGCUCUCAAGGCUGAGAUGAUGACGCAAGACAGGGGAAAUUCAUACCGCAGGAAUUAUGCAGAAUCAUCACAAGCCUCUGCAGAAAGAAGCCAAGCUACUAAACAACAAGGAUUAAACAAGCAAGGUCAAGGAAAUUUCGAUAAAUCAGCUGGCAAAAAGUUGGUCACCGAGACUGGAGCUUCAAGGAACCAAAAUUCUCUUGCCAAGCAAUUCACAGCAAAGUGCUUCAAGUGCAACCAGCCGGAGAAAGAGGAAGAUGAAGAAUACAGCGGUGAUGAUGAUUAUGAGCAGACAUACAUGGCUCGGAAGUUGAUGCUCGCACCUAAGCAAGAAGACCAAUCCCAGAGAAACAAGCUAUUUCGCACUAGGUGCAACAUUCAUUCACGCACUUUCAACUUGAUUAUUGACAGCGGAAGUCAAGAGAAUAUUAUAGGAAGAGCUGUGGUCGAGAAGCUAGAGUUGCCAGUUGAGAAGCACCCAAAUCCUUAUUCGAUUGGCUGGAUAAAGUCAGUGGGUGAUAUCCGAGUGACCGAACGAUGCAAGGUUCCUUUCUCCAUUGGCAAAUAUCGAGAUGAGGUGUACUGUGACGUUGUGGAUAUGGAAGCUUGCCACCUAUUAUUUGGGAGACCUUGGCAGUAUGACACUGAUGCAAAACACCAUGGCAAAGAGAAUGUGUAUCGGCUCGUAAAGGAAGGGGUACGCUACACCCUAGUACCCUUAUCAGAGAAACCUAAGCCCAAAGCUGUCCCGAAAGUGGAGGGUAAAGCGUUUUUGAUAGAGACUCAUUCGGAGCGGGAGAUUGAAGCUGAUUUUAAAGAGUCAAAGGAAUUGCAUGUGCUGAUUGUGAAGGAUUUACCAUUGCAGAAGCAAAUCGUGGAGGUGCCAGAGGAAGUGAAGCCCGUACUUGCAGAAUUUGAAGAGAUCAUUCCUGAGGAGUUGCCAGAUGAGUUGCCUCCAAUGAGAGAUAUUUAG